Dimorphilus gyrociliatus is the source of this 1730-nucleotide messenger RNA. NCBI's taxonomy places the organism in Eukaryota, Metazoa, Annelida, Polychaeta, Dinophilidae. The record is from the annotation of a GenBank genome assembly.
GCAAAAAGGUCUGAUGCAACAUUGCAUUGAAUAAAUAUAUAACUAUUCACUUCUCCAAACAGAUCAUAUAUCUCGUUGAGAUCACAAGCAAGUUGAACGAAGUCAUAUUGAUAUAAAAUAUGUCAACAAAAGAAGUAUAUACGUCAGAAAAAAGAGGAAGUGAUGAGACAGGUGACGGUACCAAAGAGAAGCCAUACAAAACAGUGUUGAAGGCGCUUCUAGUUUCUGGUGAACCAUUUCCUAGUCUGUUUGUGGAUGGGCAGGAUGAGCAAACUCCAUAUGAUGCAAUAGCAAAAGCACAAUUGAAAAAGCAGACAAAAUUGUAUCAACAAGAAGAUGAAGAUGCCGCAAAGAGACAGCAAAACAUUGAAGACGCCAAGAAGAUAAAGAUUACGUUAGAUAAAAGUUUACCAACUGCCAUUCCGAUUAAACUUAGAGAUUCAAAAGAACAUAGAGAAAAGAGGGUUUCCAUUAAAGGUUGGGUUCAUCGAAUAAGAAAACAGUCAAAGUCUCUAUUGUUUGUGAUACUUCGCGAUGGAACUGGAUUUAUUCAAUGCGUGCUUAACAAUGAGCUGUGUCAAACAUAUGAAGCACUGUUAUUGACAACUGAAACUUCAAUUCAUGUUUAUGGAACGAUUAAAGAAAUACCAGAAGGAAAGAGUGCCCCAGACGGUCAUGAACUGAUAGUUGAUUACUGGGAAAUCAUUGGGAAUGCGCCUCCUGGUGGAUCGGAUGCCUUAUUGAACGAAGAAGCUCACGUUGAAGUUCAAUUGGACAACAGGCACAUCAUGUUGCGUGGUGAAAAUACAACCAAGAUUAUGAAAAUGCGUUCUGUUGUUUUACAAGCUUUUAGGGAUCAUUACGCAUCCAGAGGAUAUUUUGAAGUUACCCCUCCAACAAUGGUUCAAACACAAUGUGAAGGUGGUUCGACAUUAUUUAAAUUCGAUUAUUUUGGAGAAGAGGCUUACUUGACUCAAUCAUCACAACUGUACUUAGAAACGCUCCUUCCAUCAAUGGGUGAUGUAUAUUGCAUUGCUCAAUCUUACAGAGCAGAAUUGUCAAGAACAAGACGCCACUUAGCAGAAUAUACUCAUAUCGAGGGAGAAUGUCCAUUUAUCACAUUCGAUGAUCUCUUGGAUAGAAUAGAGGAUUUAGUUGUUGAUACCUGUGAACGCAUAAUGAAGUCUCCUUUAAGUCAAUAUGUUUAUGACCUUAACCCUAAAUUUAAGAUUCCUACUAAACCCUUUAAGCGUAUGGACUAUAGCGAAGGUAUAAAAUUCCUGAAAGAACACAACAUAACAAAAGAUGAUAAAACCUUUUAUGAGUUUGGAGAAGAUAUACCAGAAGCACCCGAAAGGGCAAUGACUGACCUAAUUGGUGAACCCAUACUAUUUUGCAGAUUUCCAAAGGACAUAAAAAGUUUUUACAUGAGUCGAUGUCCAGAAAAUAAAGAAGUAGUAGAAGCCGUCGAUAUGCUUAUGCCUGGAGUAGGUGAAAUGAUUGGUGGCUCCAUGCGUAUGCAUGAUUACGACGAACUGAUGGAGGCUUAUAAAGUCAAUAAUUUUAAUCCGAAACCAUACUAUUGGUAUACAGAUCAGAGAAGAUUCGGUUCUUGUCCACAUGGGGGCUAUGGACUUGGUUUAGAAAGAUUUCUAUGUUGGCUUCUCGGCCGCUAUCACAUUCGUGAAGUAUGUUUGUAUCCACGAUUUCGUGAACGAUGUACACCUUAG